AUGUCAAGGACCCUUGCACCUCGAUCCGACAACCCACGUACACCCGUGAUUAUCAUUGGAGCCAUUGCCGGUGGUCUCAUAUUCCUUGCUAUGGCUGGAAGCUUGUUAUACCUCUUUUCGCGCAAGGAACGGGCCCGGAGGCGAAAUGCCCAAGACUCGCCUGUUCAUCCACCAGCCUAUAAGGAGGAGUUAAGCUCGCCAAGAAGUGUCCAACCCCGGCCGCUCUCCUCCUUCGCUCCAGACUACAGUCGCCAAGCGUCUCAAUUGUCUCGGAACGAACAGCCCCCACCGUACCCCACGCUGCCGAUGUACGAUCCGUCACAAUAUCAACCGAUACGGCCAACUUCGAUGGUCGGCGACAGUCGUACUUAUUACCAACCCGGCCCCUCCUCCCGGCUAAGUGCAGUUCACUAUGAUCAUCGGCUGUCGACCUAUCAUUCCAUGUCCUUAACCGGAUCUCCACAUGUGAAUGCAAACACCCGAGAGGCUCGAGAGGAGACUCGAGAACGAGAACCAGAACACCAGGGUCGAGAGAGGAGUCGCUCGGAGCCCCUGCUAGGCCCGAAGCCGAAGCCCCCUAAACCCGUUCUGUCGCGGCUGAUCACCAAUUUCCGUUGA
Messenger RNA from Penicillium olsonii, 618 nucleotides. The record is from the annotation of a GenBank genome assembly. NCBI's taxonomy places the organism in Eukaryota, Fungi, Ascomycota, Eurotiomycetes, Eurotiales, Aspergillaceae.